This is a messenger RNA of Striga hermonthica, 270 nucleotides long. The record is from the annotation of a GenBank genome assembly. NCBI's taxonomy places the organism in Eukaryota, Viridiplantae, Streptophyta, Magnoliopsida, Lamiales, Orobanchaceae.
AUGAGUUACUACAAUCAGGGUCAGCCCCCUGUUGGUGUGCCGCCUACUCAAGGUUACCCGCCGGAAGGCCCGAAGGACGCGUAUCCUCCGGCCGGUUACCCGCCGCAGGGAUAUCCGCCGCAAGGGUAUCCUCAGGGAGGAUAUCCACCGCAAUACGCCCCGCAGUACGGCCAGCCUCCGCCGCAACAGCAAUCGAGCGGUAGUUCCGGGUUCAUGGAGGGAUGUUUGGCUGCCCUGUGCUGCUGUUGCCUGCUGGAUGCUUGUUUUUGA